CUAAAUGUUAAAGCAGCAUUUUUGCACGUACCUCUCAAUACUACUCUGCGUUGUAAUUUCGCCAAAUAAUUUUAAUGGCAGUUCAGUUUUCAAGUUAUUUAUAAGCAGUUUAGGGGUGCACCGGUAAUCUUAAAAAUGUCGGUGAAAAGACAGGCAACGACGCAAUUAAAUCAUGAAAAUUGGGACCAGGACGACCCAGUAGACGAAGAGGAAACAGGUGGUUUUAAAAUGGCUUCGAAAGAAGUUCUGGAGAAACGGGUUAUACGAACCGCUAAAAGACGAUCACAAGUUACUACCGACGAGACAAAAAGAAGUGUUUUUAGUGGCUUUGGUGGUAUUAAUAAGACUCAACCAUCGUCCUUUGAUUUUCUUGCCAAAUUAACUAAUAGCAGCAAUGCUAAUAACAUACUUACUUCUAAAAGUGAGACCUCGGCAGAAACAAACUUUACUAAACCUGCAAUAAGUUCUCCGAGCAGUAGAAUUGACAGUAUAUCUGGAACAUCAACACCCUUAGCAAAGUCAACAUUUGGUAAAUCAACAGGGGAAUCCUCUAUAUUUGGAGGCAGUGCAGUGCAAGGCACAACUAGUUCAGUAUUUUCACAGUCAGUUUUUACCGCUUCCAAGUCAACCAAUGAAAGUCCGUUUAAAAUUCAAUCAACUACAAGUCCAGUCUUUAAUACUGAUACAGCAUCAAAAUCAAAUACCAGUAAUGAUAACCCAGCUACUCCUAUAUCUUCAAACGUUUUUGGAGCAUCAUCUGCAACUGCAAAGAGUGAAAAAUCUUUGUUUUCUACUACAAGUAAUAAUGCCUCAUCUGAAAAACCACAGAUUGUUUCAUCUUCCCAGGCCAGUGAUAAAUCAACUGAUAAAACUGAUACUCAGGAUGAUAAAAAGUUAGUAUACUACAACAAAUUGAAAGGCCUAAAUGAAAGUGUGUCAGCCUGGAUAAAGAAACAUGUUGAAGAGACACCUUUGUGCAUUUUAACACCUAUAUUUAGGGAUUACGAGAAAUAUCUUAAGGAAAUUCAAGAUGAAUAUGAAAAAAGUAAAGAAAAAACUAAAACUGAAUCCACUUUUGAUAAUAAACAAAGUACUGCAGGUGCCACUUCUUCACCAUGGUCUACUAACAUAAGUUCCUCAACAUUUCAAACAUCGACAAAUAUGUUUACAAAUAAUAAAAACAAUGCAACUUCACCAGAAAAAAAUCCAGAUUUAUCAAAGGGUUUGGGCUCUACUAGUGCAUCAACAAAUAAUUUUUCAACUACAAGUCCACCAAGCAGUGGGUUUUCAUUUGGUAUAAAACCAUCAACUACAAAUAACUCCCCCUUUGCCAGUAGUAAUACUGCAACAACAAAUGGUAAUAGUAGUGCACCUUUCUCAUUUGGUAUUGGAAAGCCAUUCAGUUUUAACUCAAAUGUUCAGAAAAAUGAGGAACCACCAAAAGAAGGGCAAGAAAAUGAGGAUGAACCACCAAAAGUUGAAUAUACACCAAUUGUAGAGGAAAAUAGUGUGUAUGACAAAAAAUGUAAAAUAUUUGUAAAGAAAGAUGGCAAUUUUAUUGAUAAAGGUGUUGGUACACUCUACAUAAAAAAAAUAGAAGAGAGUGGGAAACAUCAACUACUAGUUCGAGCAAAUACUGCUUUAGGAAAUGUAUUAUUAAAUUUGAUAUUGGGUUCAUCAAUACCCACUCAACGUAUGGGUAAAAACAAUGUAAUGAUGGUUUGUAUCCCUACUCCAGAUUCAAAACCCCCACCAACAUCCAUUCUUAUACGAGUCAAAACAUCAGAAGAAGCAGAUGAGUUACUGGAAACGUUAAACAAAUAUAAGGCUUAAAUAGUUUUAAAAGUGUAAAUGUCUGAUUAUAAAAAGUUACAUUAGAAACAUUUAUUAUUUGUAUUUGAUUUUAAAAUGCAAUUUUGCGUGUAAAUAUUUAGUAAUACAAUGUUUAAAUUUACAUUCCUGUGAAAUCAUAUUUUUUAAAGGAUGCACUUCAUUUUGAUUAUUAUCAUACUGUUUUACUUUACAUAUUUGCCCAAAUGCAAGUAAUUUAAUAUUUUUUUUUAAACAUAUUUUCACAUUUUACUAGUGAAAGCUAUGUUAAUAACAUGAUAUCUGAAAAUAAAUAGUAAAACAUC
Molecule: messenger RNA, 2135 nt
Organism: Melitaea cinxia (Glanville fritillary)
Lineage: Eukaryota; Metazoa; Arthropoda; Insecta; Lepidoptera; Nymphalidae
Gene: Nup50
Product: nuclear pore complex protein Nup50
Exons: 3
Coding region: 136-1833 (565 amino acids)
Biological process (GO): protein import into nucleus
Cellular component (GO): nuclear pore
Source: RefSeq, a predicted model, not a curated record